This is a messenger RNA of Python bivittatus (Burmese python), 501 nucleotides long. NCBI's taxonomy places the organism in Eukaryota, Metazoa, Chordata, Lepidosauria, Squamata, Pythonidae. The record is from RefSeq and is a predicted model, not a curated record.
CCUCGCGCGCCACGUCUGCCGGCUGGUGAUGGAGCGGCGGUAAAGGGGGCGGAGUCGGCCCGAGCGCCAGGGGAAGAUGGCGGCCAGUAUCCGGGAGAAGCAGACCGUGGCUCUGAAACGCAUGUUGAAUUUUAAUGUGCCACCUGUUAAAAACAGUACAGGUGAACCAGUAUGGAAAGUUCUUAUUUAUGACAGAUUUGGACAGGACAUAAUAUCUCCAUUACUCUCUGUGAAAGAAUUAAGAGAUAUGGGCAUUACUCUGCAUCUUCUUCUGCACUCUGAUCGAGACCCUAUUCCUGAUGUUCCAGCAAUAUAUUUUGUAAUGCCAACAGAAGAAAAUAUUGAUAGGCUGUGCCAGGAUCUUAGAAAUCAACUUUAUGAGUCGUAUUAUUUAAAUUUUAUUUCUGCCAUUUCAAGAAGUAAACUGGAAGAUAUAGCAAAUGCUGCUCUUGGUGCCAGUGCAGUUACACAAGUCGCUAAGGUACAAAGUAUAAUUUAAGU